Acaulospora morrowiae is the source of this 840-nucleotide messenger RNA. NCBI's taxonomy places the organism in Eukaryota, Fungi, Glomeromycota, Glomeromycetes, Diversisporales, Acaulosporaceae. The record is from the annotation of a GenBank genome assembly.
AUGUCAAACACGCCGUUGCUCAGAAAUUUUAAUGGUUUUGACAGUAGAAAUUCUUUUUUACGCAUUAAAAUUUCUGCAAUAGUUUUAUUAUCAUACUUACUACUGUCAUUUACGUUUUCAUCGCAUAUUGAAUAUCCCAAUGACAUAUCGAGAAUUCCAUACGUAUACCGUUUAAGAUUUGAAAAUAUCUGGAAUCAUAAUUAUAUCAUUGAAAGCCUUUCAACAGGAAAUUUAAAGGAACAUGAGUUUAAUGAUGAGCAUAAAUCCUUAAAUUCCGAUUCUAUUAAUUAUAAAAACGUUAAAUCAGGAUCAUUAAGGCUCGCAGAUAUUAAUGUUCCCUAUUGGUCUCUUGGAAAUUUUAAUGUAUUAGAAUAUCGAUACAAUCAAAAUAACGUCGUCGACAUCGUAACUACAGUUCGUACGCAGCUUAAUUAUACCAUUCGAAAUGUUAACAUUACUUUCACAGCAGCCGAACAAGCAGCAAUUAUUGACCCAAAUUCUUUAGAGGCGUGUGAUUACUGGAUAGAUUGGACACAGAGAAUGAACGGUUAUAUUUGGAGGAAAUGCAAGCAUGUGGAUGAAGAGAAUUUCACGAAAGUGUCUUAUUUCAAAGGGUCUCCGAAUUGGGGAUUGGAUUUUUGGAAUUUAGACGAGAGUGUAAAAUAUGGAUAUAGUACACAAACUAGUUUUUGGUGGAAUCUUAAUAAGAGAGAAAUAUUUGUUAAUCACUCCGCCCCAUUCCCUCCAAUAUUUCCAUCCAUAUACAUCGCCUGUUAUGACUACAUAUUAAGGGCUAAGAAUAGCCGAGGAAACAGUUCAGAUUUUAUGACAAAAACUUGA